Hibiscus syriacus is the source of this 1566-nucleotide messenger RNA. Its product is annotated as transcription factor TCP24-like. The record is from RefSeq and is a predicted model, not a curated record. Gene Ontology annotation, molecular function: sequence-specific DNA binding; DNA-binding transcription factor activity. Gene Ontology annotation, biological process: regulation of secondary shoot formation. NCBI's taxonomy places the organism in Eukaryota, Viridiplantae, Streptophyta, Magnoliopsida, Malvales, Malvaceae. Gene Ontology annotation, cellular component: nucleus.
UAUCAAAGGCCUUUUAUCACACUACAUAAACCAAAGUACCCUCUUUUGUGUGUCAUAGUCAUCAUCAAUGCAUACAACAUCUCAACCCCACCAUUUCUUCUUCUUCUCUCAUUUCACCAUUUCAAUUUCUUUCUCUUUCUAACAUUUCUUCAAGAAGAAGAAGAAAAAAACCUAGAUUUUUCCUUCCUUUUGUAAGCGAGAAAAAAAGGGUUUGUGAGAUAAGGAAUGAACUUGGUAUGGAGGUGGAUGGGAUUCAGACACAGGCCUGUAAGUUCUCAAAAGUUGGCAAUAAUGAAGAUGAGUCAAACAAGAUUGAUGAUGAGGAAGAUGGAUACAUCAUCAAAAAGGCUGCCGCAAACGGUGGUGGCGGUGUGGUACCUUACAGAGGUGGUACUAGUUCACUUAAAGGUUGGAGCAACUUUUCGAGAAUUAUUAGGGUUUCUCGAGCCUCCGGCGGCAAAGAUCGACACAGCAAGGUGUUGACUUCGAAAGGGUUGAGGGACAGGCGAGUAAGAUUGUCUGUUACUACAGCUAUACAGUUUUAUGAUUUACAAGAUCGAUUGGGUUAUGAUCAGCCUAGUAAAGCUGUGGAGUGGCUGAUUAAAGCGGCCUCCGAUGCGAUUUCCGAGCUACCUUCACUCACCGCUUCGUUCCCUGACACACCGAAGCAAUUUAGUGAUGAGAAGCAAGCUAGUGAGGAUGUUGCGCUAGUCGAGUUAGAUGGUGAUCCUAGUAGCACGUCGGAGACUAGCAAGAACUCGGCUUUGUCGUUUUCGAGGCCGGGGGUCAGCGCGAACCACGUCAAGACUCGGGGACUAGCUAAGGGAAGAGCCUUGAAAGAAAAGGAGGCUCAUCGACAACAAAGCACGAACCCCAUUUCUCAAAACUCCACCUUUACUGAAUUACUCACCAGUGAAAUUGGCAAUGUCAGCAACAACAACAACACCAGUCCUACUUCAGCUUCAGUUUCAGCGCAUCAAAACCCCAAUGCUACUGACAGGCUUUGGCCUGUGACUCAAAUGGAUUACUUUGGCUCGGGAUUCCUUGGACCAUCUUCUUCAAGAGGAAGUCAUCAUCAUUCUUCAGAUUUUCCAGCACAAAUCCAACUGGUAAACUCUUUGCAACAACCAAUUCCAACACCACCAUUCACCGUGUCGAGCGAAAACCAUCAAGCGAUGCAGCAUUUCUCGUUUGUUCCGAACCCUGAUCAUUUGAUCCCGGUGGAAACAACAACAGCCCAUCCGGGGCAAGGGGUUGACUACAAUCUCAAUUUCACAAGCUCUUCUUCCGGCAUUGCUGGUUUCAAUAGGAGGACCCUUCAGUCCAAUUCUCCUUUUUCUCCUCGUCACUUCCAGAGGUUUUCUUCUAUAGAUGGAUCAUCACAACCCUUAUACAUUGGUGCACCACCAGUGGACAGUCAUCAUCAAUUCCCAGCUGGAUUAGAUGACCGCUUGCAGCUCUGCUACGGGGAUGGAACAAGGAACUCAGAUCAGAAAGGAAAAGAAAAGAACUAGUCAGUGUCCUUAUAAAAAGGUUCCCACUUUGGACCCCUAUCUUUUUCCCUGG